AUGGAUGUUAAUGGCGAGAUCAAUGGCAUCUCUGCGCCAAGUCCGAUGUCCAAAUGGUCGGCGUGGCUGCCGCUGCUGUGCUGCUUGCUAUAUGCGCCCUGCGUGACCUACAGCGAGUGGUACAUUGACGAGCUCUUUGCUGUCCUCCGUAACGAGGACGCGCGAGGAGAGACCACCCUUGCGCAGGUGUUCAGCAAUGACUUCUGGGGCAACCCGCUGUGGGGCCAGAGCUGGACUCACAAGUCCUACAGGCCGUUGGCAGUGCUGAGUUUCUCUUGGCAGUUCCGCUUUCUUGGUGAGGAUCUCUUCAGACCUCAACCUUUGCGGACCUUUAAUGCAGCGCUGCAUGCGGCAAACUCACUGCUAGUCUGGGCGCUGCUGCGGCGCUUGGGCCUGCGCGCGGGUCUGGGGGCAGCGCUCUUUGCGGCCCAUCCGGUGCACGUGGAAAACAUUGUGUACCUGGUCGGCCGUGCGGACGUGCUGGCCACCACGGGGUGGUUGCUGGCGGCGCUGAUCCAGUUGGAAGUGCGGCGUGCCUGGCAGGCGGAAGCCACGAAGCCGCGCGUCGACUUGGAAGCAUGGACAGAGCGGAGGAUGGCAUAA
Effrenium voratum is the source of this 603-nucleotide messenger RNA. NCBI's taxonomy places the organism in Eukaryota, Dinophyceae, Suessiales, Symbiodiniaceae. The record is from the annotation of a GenBank genome assembly.